GAAAAAAACCAACAGGAGGAACACAAAUACAUGCAAGCAACAUCUCCUUCCGUUUCUGAACUCUCUGAAGUAUAUUUGCAUUCUCUUUCCCCCUUCUGUUCUGUCUUCCUCUCACCGUCCGAUCGCAUUCAACCGUGCUCCUCUCUCUCUCUGCAACUAAGCUUGUCUCUUCCUUGAUCUUUUCUCUGAGUAAUACACGGAUUAGCAGCGGAACCGGACGCCUAAGAACUAAGAAGAGGAGAGGAAUAGGCGGAGCGGAGUGCAAUGACUCGGCGGUGUUCUCAUUGCAGCAACAACGGGCACAACUCCAGGACGUGUCCGAUGAGAGGGGGGUUGAAGCUCUUCGGUGUUCGACUGACGGAUGGCUCUAUAAAGAAGAGUGCUAGUAUGGGCAAUCUCUCCUCUGCUCACUACUACUCGUCCUCCUCUGCUGCGGCUUCCGCCAACUCCAGUUCUCCUCCUUCUGAUCCUCUUCGAGAUCCGACGCCCGUCGCAGAUGGUUAUGUCUCUGACGAUCCUGUUCACGCUUCUUGUUCUUCCAAUUGCCGCAGCGAGAGGAAGAAAGGGGUCCCAUGGACUGAAGAGGAGCAUCGGUUGUUCUUAAUGGGCCUGCAGAAGUUGGGGAAAGGGGAUUGGCGUGGGAUAGCACGUAAUUUUGUCAUGUCAAGGACUCCUACCCAGGUAGCCAGCCAUGCACAGAAAUACUUCAUCCGACAGAGUAACUCAACCAGAAGGAAGAGGCGCUCAAGUCUAUUUGACAUGGUCCCGGAUAUGUCCAUUGAUCCAACAACUGUGACAGAAGAGCAGUCGUUGCUUCAUUCUUCUCAGGCUGGAGAGUCAGAGAAUGUUAACUUGCUGCCUCCCUUGCAUCUCUCACUUGACCAGGAAUGUGAACCUAUGGAAACCACUUCUGACGAGACUGUCAAAGCUGAUGAGGGUGUAACAAGCAGCAAUAUUUUGCCAAUGAUUCCAACACUCUUCCCAGCAUAUCUACCGGCUGCAUUCCCGUUCUGGCCACCAAGUCUGGCUCCAGCUGUUGGAGAAAAUGUUGGGGAGAUUUCUCAUCAUCAGGUCCUAAAGCCAACCCCAAUCCAUUCCAAGGAUCCUGUCAAUGUAGAUGAACUGGUGGGCUUGUCUACACUUAGCCUAGGGGAUGUUGCUACUGGCCGUAUGGAACCUUCAGCACUUACACUGCAAUUAAUCGGAGCUCCAUCAAAGCAAUCAGCCUUCCAUGCAAACCCACCCAUCAGUCGGUCAGAUUUGAGCAAUAGCGGCAGUAGUGCAAUCCAUGCAGUUUAGAUCAAAGAGAAUGGAGGUUCUAUGUAACUUGUUCUAUUUUUUUGUCCGCUUUUCUUUUUCGGUUUUCCUUAUAUAAAAUUAUAAAUUUCCCUAGCA
This is a messenger RNA of Nelumbo nucifera (sacred lotus), 1395 nucleotides long. RefSeq names its product transcription factor MYBS3-like. Gene Ontology annotation, biological process: response to gibberellin; response to ethylene. NCBI's taxonomy places the organism in Eukaryota, Viridiplantae, Streptophyta, Magnoliopsida, Proteales, Nelumbonaceae. The record is from RefSeq and is a predicted model, not a curated record. Gene Ontology annotation, molecular function: DNA binding.